This is a messenger RNA of Helobdella robusta, 1200 nucleotides long. RefSeq lists its product as hypothetical. The record is from RefSeq and is a predicted model, not a curated record. The transcript has 6 exons. The coding region runs from base 1 to 1200 and encodes 399 amino acids. NCBI's taxonomy places the organism in Eukaryota, Metazoa, Annelida, Clitellata, Rhynchobdellida, Glossiphoniidae.
AUGAAUCGAUCAUCUGUCGGUAAUUCCAUAAUAAAGAGCGAAUCUGCGGCCAAAAUUGUGAAAAAUUGGCUCUUUGAUUAUGCUUGCAGGCAUGACAUGCUCAAUGUUUUGAAUAACAUAGCAGCCAAUCACAGAGAUCUCUGGUCAGAGCAGGGAUGUACCAUUCCCAUUGUACGACCCACUCUUUGUAUCCUCCGGGAUAUUGUAACACAGCAAAAGUAUUCCCAAUUUCCUAAAAUGAUAGAAGCAGUUGAGAGUAUUUAUGAGCAGUGUCAGGACGUUCUGUCAUUUAGAGUUUAUUCAAAGUUGAUUGAGUCAAUGAAACUAUUGGCUUUGCUGGAGUUGUUGAGAACAGAUGAUGCUAAUGUAUUUGAAUUUUUUCGAAAUUAUUUCAAAGCAACAGGCUAUGAUCACCCGAAAGCAGAUCUCGAGACAAAACGGCGUUUGACUGAAGGCCAUAGACAAUUCAGAAAAUUUUUUUUUUCUAUAUCUGCUCAGCCGUCAUUUAGGGAAGAUUAUUUUAGAGAAAGAUAUGAAAUCGAUUAUGGGGGCCAGUUUGUGGAUAGACUGAAAAGACAAAUGAUGAAGUAUUUGGAUGGCAACGACGGCGAUGGUGACGUCAUCAUCGACAACAACAACAACAAUGACAUCAACAACAACAAUGAUGUCAACGACGACAACAACAACAAUCACAUCAACAGCAACAACAACAACAUUGUUUCAUGCAUCCUAUCAUUCAAAUCUCACAUAUUUAAAAGUUUUGUAUACAACAUCAAAUAUUACCAUACAAAAACAGCAGCAGCAGCAACCACAGCAGCUGCUGCUGAAAUCACAGCGACAGCUGCUGCAACCACAUCAAAGAAAUCAAAUAAAAACACAUCAACAACAUCAUCAGUAGUCUCAUCGGCUACAUCAGCAAAAACUGUACUCCCAGAUGAUGUUGUUAUUUUUCUUCUUGGCCUGUAUAAAUUCAUGCAAGAAGAAAAAUACAACGUCGCUAACGUCAGUAGUGGCCGUGGUGGCAGCGUUAGGUGUGGCUGUGGCGGUAGUGAUUGUAGUGGCGUUAAAAUUUAUGGUUUUGGUUGUGGUAGUGUUCUUUUUCCUCCUGAUUUCCUUAACAGAGAUGGGAAUCGAACCCUCGCCUUGAAGUUCGUGUUCGAUUUGGCUCGAUUGACUUAUACAGCCGCAUCAAAAAACUAA